Messenger RNA from Sphenostylis stenocarpa, 501 nucleotides. The record is from the annotation of a GenBank genome assembly. Lineage: Eukaryota; Viridiplantae; Streptophyta; Magnoliopsida; Fabales; Fabaceae.
AUGGCCGCGCCAUCAUUCUCAUCUUCCUUCGUCUACGAUGUGUUUCUCAGCUUCAGAGGAGAAGAUACUCGUUACAGUUUUACUGGCAAUCUCUACAAUGCCCUUCGUGACCGCGGAAUUCACACCUUCAUCGACGACGAGGAGCUCCGCAAAGGUGACGAAAUCACAUCUGCACUUGAGAAGGCAAUUGAAGAAUCCAGAAUUUUCAUCACCGUCCUCUCUCAAAACUACGCGUCUUCCUCAUUCUGCUUGAACGAGCUCGCCUACAUUCUUCACUGCGCCAAGAGAAAAGGUUUGUUGGUUUUGCCAGUCUUCUACAACGUCGUUCCUUCCCACGUGCGGCACCACACAAGUAGCUUUGGAGAAGCAUUGGCUGCACAUGAAAAAAGGUUCAAAGCUAAGAGUCAGGAUUUUGAGCUUAACAUGGAGAAGCUCGAGAAAUGGAAGAUUGCUCUACGUGAAGCUGCUGACUUAUCUGGAUAUCAUUUCAAACAUGGGUAG